AUGUCAAAGUUAUCUGCAGUCUUAGAGCAGCUGCCUGAUGGGUCAUCACGAGAGAUGAAUUUCUAUGACUCUUCCUUCUUCAAAGAGGCAGGCAAACGCCUCCCGACCCCUUCGCAAGUGAAAGCUCUGUCAAAAGACGCUCACACGAGCCCUCGGCCAAAACCUGUUAUAUUCAAAGAUUCUGAAGUCUUCGUCAAGUUUGGCCCUUACGUGACAACUGCAGAAGCACAGUGUCUUUGGAUGAUUAAACGGGCCUUUGGUGAAGAGGUUCCAGUCCCCGAGAUUUUCGGAUGGCGAGUCGACGAGGAGAACCAUGUCUUUCUCUAUAUGGAGCUCAUUCAAGGACGGACAUUGUUGGAUCGUUGGAACGAGCUCACUGAUCUGGAUAAAAACUCUUUAUGCACUCAACUCUCUCAGAUCACUCAAACUCUCCGCCGACUUGAACAAGAUCCUCGCCAGUAUAUCGGUUCUAUCAGCUACCAGAAAGUUCAAGAUUAUAUCUUUGAAUCGCAUCCGAAAGCCGGCCCUUUCUCGACUGUUAGGGAGUUUCAUGACUGGUUUUCUUCUUUGCCACAACUGUGGCUUCCCCUAUCGAAAAAAUACAAAGAUCCGUACAGGGAUUUGUUACCUGACAACGAGGACAUUAAGUUUACUCAUGCGGACCUUCACCGAGCCAACAUCAUUGUCUCUUCCAGCAAACCUGCUCGCAUUCUUGCGAUCGUGGAUUGGGCGCAAGCGGGGUGGUAUCCAAGCUAUUGGGAAUACUGUAAAGCACUCUAUACCUGCUGGUCCGAGGAUGAAUGGCGACGAGAAUGGAUUGACAGAUUUUUAUCCCCACGAAUGCGAGAGUUUGAGCUUUUUUCAGAAUACACAAUGGCAAUGGGGUCCGUUUGA
Penicillium oxalicum is the source of this 894-nucleotide messenger RNA. RefSeq lists its product as uncharacterized. The transcript is spliced from 2 exons. The record is from RefSeq and is a predicted model, not a curated record. Lineage: Eukaryota; Fungi; Ascomycota; Eurotiomycetes; Eurotiales; Aspergillaceae. Bases 1 to 894 code for a protein of 297 amino acids.